Anopheles darlingi is the source of this 10819-nucleotide messenger RNA. Its product is annotated as proteasome-associated protein ECM29 homolog. The coding region runs from base 146 to 10627 and encodes 3493 amino acids. The transcript is spliced from 13 exons. Gene Ontology annotation, molecular function: molecular adaptor activity. The record is from RefSeq and is a predicted model, not a curated record. Gene Ontology annotation, cellular component: cytoplasm; nucleus. Gene Ontology annotation, biological process: proteasome assembly. NCBI's taxonomy places the organism in Eukaryota, Metazoa, Arthropoda, Insecta, Diptera, Culicidae.
CCGAGAAUUGUUUUUCGUUGAAAAAAUCGCUCUUCCGAUUUUAGUGAUUUUUCCGAUUUUUCCGAGCGUUUACGCAAAAACGCACUGUUUUAACAAACUAAGAAGUAUCUUCAUCAGUUUCCGCUAGAAUAGAAGCUUUCUGAGAAUGUCCGGGAACCCUACCGAGGAGUUAGAAUUGCUGGAACGAGUAUUGCUCCGUUUGGGGUACGCCGAUACCGAUGAGCAACUACAGACCACGAUCACCAAGUUUCUUACGCCGGUACUGAUCAAGAUCACUUCGCCGAAUGAAAACGUUCGCAAGAAGGUGAUGGAGAUUCUGACGCACAUCAACAAGCGUCUGAAGUCACGGAAUCAAAUCCAGAUCCCACUCGCUCCGCUGUUGGCACAGUAUCAGCAGGCAAACUCCUUAUUUCUUAUCAACUUUGCCAUCAUCUACAUCACGAUGGGCUUUCCGAGGAUGACAGUGGAGGAGCAGACGGAAAUGGCACCUGUUUUGCUGAACUGUCUCGAGGGAAAGCCGGAAACGCAUCAGGACAAGAUACUGAUGCUUGUGCUUCCACUGCUGGGUGAAAUCAAGAUUCCCGAAAACCCUGAAAACCGUUCCGAGCUAUUGGGGCUCUCCAAUAAGCCGCACACCAAGCAGCAGCUGCUCUCGAUUCUGAUGGAUGUUCUUUUGCUGCCGUACGGCACACUGCCGGACAGUGAUGUACCGUCUGGUAUGAGCGUGUAUACGUUCAAGCGCGUUACUGUGAAACCACCGAAGGCUGAAGAGCUCGAGCAGCUCAAGAAAGGUAUUGUACGGUUCCUCUGUGGAGGGAUCUUCCCGGAUCCGGAGAUUCUCGCCCACCUAGUGGUAGCAUCAGCCGAUACGAGGUUUUCGGUUGCUACGCCGGCCAUUGGGGAGUUGAAUAAAAUCUGUAGCUCGCUCGAUUGGACCGAUCCCAAGCUGUCGGCCCCACUGUACACGCUGUUCACGGGAAAUGGCUCAAAGAUACCCGACCGCAAGACGAGUGGCGUGAGUGCGAGGGUACGGCAGAAGUUGCUGCAACAUUUGCUCAAAUGUCGUGGCAAUGGAAUCAUUACGGCCAGAGGUAUGCAGGUGAUAUUUGAGUCGCUCUUUGGUGAAGUAACGAAUCAAAAGUGUAAAGUACUGGCUCUCCAGUUUGCCUACAAUCUCAUCAACCAUGGCGAUCCUGAUUUGAUCAACAAACUAUCGCAAGUGCUAUUAACUGGAAUAGCUAAACUCAUUGGAACAUCGUCAGAAGAAAGCAUCGAAGUUCAGAAUGCUGCCUAUAGUGCGCUGGCCCAGCUUGCCAUCGUUUGUCCCACGACCGUAAAUCAAGACAUACAGUUGGUGGGCGAGUACUUUAAUCAUUUGCAGCAGGCACCGGUCGACAUGCAGUCAUCCAUACGCGAGGCACUGGUCGCAUUGGCCCAAGCGUUCGAUUGGCGUAAGCAGCCACAGCCAGCUGCUACGGCCGCUAUGGAAACGGAUGAUGGUGCAACCAAGCAGCAGCCGCGCCUGUUUGUACCGAAUGCCAAUCAGAAUUUGCUGCUAGCAUUGCUUGGCGAGAAAGCCGAAUCCAAGAUGCCGAUCGUGCAGAAUGUAGCUUCGGUUUUUCUGACCACCUGCUUUCCCGAUUAUUUUGUUCCAUCGCGCUAUCUGUUGCUGAUUAUCUGCGGAGAAAGCGCUCAGUUGCGUGAAAUGAUGACCACCUAUCUGUACGGUGUGUCAAAGAAGGAUCACAUCAAUUAUGCGGCCAUACUGUCGGUCGAUGAUUCCGAACGUCUCCAGUCGGCGAACGCUGAGCAAGCGGCGUUGAAGAAGAACCCUCUGUCGAGCAGCAACGAACCGAAGCGCAUUGUGUUGCCCAAGUUUUGCGAUAUGGUAGAGUACGUGGCGAUGAAAGCGGAACGUAAGGUGGCCACUAUUGUGGAUCGCAUGGGAUAUGGGAAGAUAAAGUUACCCUACAGUAUCGAUACGUACAUCGAGGUGCUGGACUAUUUGCGUAUCUGUUUGCUGUUUAACGCGGGAGUUGACACACAUCCCCGUGAUGAUAAGGAACUGUUCAAGCUAAGCGGCUUUCUGCGCAAACUGGCUCAGGAUGAAGGGCAGCGAAAGACGCUCGUGAAGUAUAAUGAUCUCGUCCGGCGGCUAGUAAUCGCACGGAAAGGAAUGGCUGAACUGACCUGUUUGUACGAUCUCGUUAAUGGCAUCCCGGACGUGUUGGUUAACGAGAACAAGGAUCUACUGUUGACCUUGGAAGCUUCGUUGAAGGAAAUUUCUGAGCCGACGCGUGCCCUUAUUGCCAAAGUGUACGGAGUGCUGUUAGCAUACGUUUCCGAUGAUGCCGCAUUCGAUAAACAAGUGAAGGAACUGCAAACACUAGGCAGCAAGUCGUUGGAAACGCGUCAUGGUUCGCUGCUAGCGGCUUCGAAUGCGGUUUACCGCAAGUUGCUUAUCCAACGAUCUAGUGGCGUACCGGUGUCCAGCGACUGGGUUACUUUGAAAGAGCUGGUCCAACUGCUAGUGGCGCUUUUGAACGAUCAACAAUCGCUACUACAGUCGGCAGCCAUAAGAGGACUAUGUUUGAUCGGAUCGAACACGGUGCUACCUUUACCAGCCACUGCUAGCGAAAACAUGGAGACCGAUGCCAGCGUAAGUGCUUCGACGAGUACCUCGAAGGCUUCCCUAUUGGAAACGCUAAUGACACUACUACAGAGUGGACAUACGAAAGCGAAAAUUCGUGAGGAUAGUGCCCAUUGUCUCGGGUAUUUGGCUAUUGGUGAUCGAGAGUAUUUUGCACGCAAGGUUUUGGAACGAUUCUUGAAGUUGCUCAAACUGACCAAGGAUCCUGCACUGCACAUUGCUAUCGGACAGGGUCUCGCUUAUACCCUACAGGGGCUACCGAAUGGUGCCGAUGGUCGUGAAGUCACUGACGGCACAAUAGGUAACGUGGACGAUGAAACACUCACCUGGUUCUUGAUUGAACUCGUGAAGCAGGUCAACGAGCCGCAUGCCUACCUUAGACAAGCAUGUGCCAUUUGGCUACUGGCGGUGGUGAAGAAUUGUAAACAGCGUCGCCCUGUGCUGGAGAAACGGCAAAUUUUGCAACUUGCCCUCACUGAUCUACUGUCGGAGGAUAAUGAACUUGUCCAAGAUGUAGCCUCGCGGGCCCUAGGUAUUGUAUAUUCUCUCUCAGACGCGGAGGGUCAGGAGGAAAUGACGCAUCUGCUGCUGGAUCAACUGAUUGGUGGUAGACGCGAUGUACGCAAGGUGGCAGACGAUACGAAACUGUUUGAAGAAGGUGUUCUUGGCAAGGCUCCGACGGGCGGCAAGAUGAGCACUUACAAAGAGCUGUGUAACUUGGCCUCGGAUCUCAACAAGCCAGACGUGCUGUACGAGUUUCUGCAGAUCGCUAAUCACAACGCCACAUGGAAUAGCAAGCUGGGGGCUGCCUUCGGUUUACAGCCGAUCUCCAAAUCAGCCAAACUCGAACCAUACCUAGGCAAGAUAGUACCGCGUCUAUUCCGUUACAAGUAUGAUCCGACGCCCAAGAUCCAAAACUCCAUGAUCAGCAUCUGGGAUUCGGUUGUGGCCGAUUCCAAGGCCACAGUUGAGUUGUACUACUGGGAGAUACUGGAGGAUGUAACCACCAACCUUACCGCUUAUGAAUGGCGUACGCGAAUUGCUUGCUGUCUCGCGGUACGCGAUCUGAUCAAGCGAUCGGCUGGCCUGAAGCUUCGGUCCGAUACUAGGAAAAGUUCGAAGCCCAAAGAUGAAGCCGCCGGUCAGAAAUCAGAGUCAGUGAAAGAAGAUGAUGCUAAAGCAAUGGAAGUCGAUGAGCAGGCAGUCGUACCAGAACCGGAAUUGCGUCAGCUUUGGAGUCAACUGUUCCGUGUGAUGGACGAUUGCCACGAGGGUACUCGCUUGGCUGCGGAAGGAACUGCGAAUGCACUGAGUAAAGUGUGCGUCGCCGCUUCAUCGAGUGAUCAUGGUAAAUCGGGACUAAACGUGGCCAGUUCGAUUAUUCCAUUGUUUCUGGAGACGGGCGUAACCCACACGGUGCCCGAAAUACGGCGCUUAAGCAUUCGUACGCUCUCGGAGUUGAUCGAUUCAGCGGGUGCAUUGAUUAUGCCGCAUUUGACAAGCCUGGUACCGUGUCUGUUGCAAGCGACCGGAGAGCUAGACUCCACCAAACUUACCUACCUUUCAACGAUGGUUUCGGGUCAGGCAAGCAGUGGAACACAGGAAGCGAUUGAUUCGCUGCGUGCAGAAGCCGCCAAGCAACAUUAUACGAUGGAGACGUUGACCAAGUGUAUCCGGCAUAUCGAUUACCCGUGCCUGGAACGUAUGACUCCGGCUGUGCUCGAUGUGCUAAAGACGAGUGUCAAUCUGGGUUCGAAGGUGGCCUGUGCACACUUCAUCUGCUUGGUGUGUAUUCAUCUCGGAGCUGAGAUGCAACCGCUCUCGAGCAAGUACUUGGGCGCUUGCUUCGGUGGACUCUCGGAUCGUAAUGCUACCGUGCGCAAGUAUUAUGCAUCAGCGAUUGGCCAUUUGAUCGGAACGGCCAAGGAGCAAUCGAUUGUUCGGUUGUUUGGGAAGCUGCAGGAACUAUACUUUGAACAGCAAUCGAUCCGCUCGAAGGCCGUUCCACAGACAAUACAGGCGAUCAAUAAGCGCCACCAGGAGGUACUGAAAGACUACAGUGGCCACGUGUUACCACUGGUGUUCUUUGCCAUGCACGAGGAACAGACGGAGGAAAACAAAUCGACAGUGGAGUUGUGGCAAGAGCUGUGGAACGAAAUCAAUACUGGUGAUGCUGGUUUGCGGUUGAAUAUGGAGGCAAUUGUUACAAUCCUAGAGACCAAUCUGAACAACGCGUCCUGGGUUUUGAAGGCACAAGCGGGUGCCGCGACUGCUACACUAGCAUCCAAAAUACGCUCUCAUCUGGACGAUUCGGUGCGACUGCGAUUGAUCGAUUUGAUUCUAAACAAUGUAACUGGCCGCACGUUCCAGGGAAAGGAGCGGUUACUUCAAGCGUUGGCCAGUCUGUGCAAGAUGCUGGAUCAAACCGCGACCAAUCAUGCGCAGCGCAUUGUGGAUGCGGUGAUGAAGGAGUGUCGCAAGGAGGAACCAGUCUACCGAACGCAUGCUCUGCGCUCGCUAGGCAACAUAUUGGACGAGCUAAAGGUGGACCGGUUCGAAGAGCUCUAUAACAUGGUAUGGCAUUUGCUUGACAAUCAGCAGCAACAGCAGCAGGAUUCUGCCAAUGAAAAAAGUGGUUCCUCAUCCUCGUCCAGUGGAGCCACAUCGUCUAGUGGUAACGAUGGAUCGGCUGCAGAGUUCGUUACAUCGGAGGAACGAAAUAAGCAAAUGGUAAUCUCCGUGCAGCUUAAAGAAACCGUCUGUGAGACACUUGGCAAAGCGUGGCCAGAAAAUUCGAUCGAAACGCAACGACGCUUUCAACAGAUGUUCGUUGAGAAGUGCGUCCAGUGCUUAAAGCUGAACACUCGACCAGUGCAGAUGUGUCUGUUGCAAUCGUUGGGACGCUUUCUGGAGCGUUUGCAUCUGUUGCGAAAACCGGAAUCGGAUGAUAAUCGGGCGGAGAAAGACAAGACCACCGGAUCUCUGGAAGGAAAUAGAGAAAAGAAAGCGAAAGUCGAACUGGUGGAGGAUGGUGCUGCAGAGUCCUCGGGCGUACUGGAGCGUAUCUGCCGAAUCGUUCUCUCAGCAAUCGUUGAAGUGGCCGCCAUCCCACACACCGGACUCAAGAAGGAAGCACUCAAUAUCAUGCUGAUACUGGCUAACAAGCUGAAGGCCAAGGAGGUCGGCAAGGUGGACACGGAGUUAGCUCUGGUUCGGCAAACCUUCGAGCAAGUUAUGCAGCAAUUGCAAAAGGACACCGCACCGGAAGUGAAGUGUCGGCUGAAGGAUUUGGAAGAAAAAUUGAAAGAUGCGAUCGAGCUCACCAUCGAGGAUGUAACCACCAACCUUACCGCUUAUGAAUGGCGUACGCGAAUUGCUUGCUGUCUCGCGGUACGCGAUCUGAUCAAGCGAUCGGCUGGCCUGAAGCUUCGGUCCGAUACUAGGAAAAGUUCGAAGCCCAAAGAUGAAGCCGCCGGUCAGAAAUCAGAGUCAGUGAAAGAAGAUGAUGCUAAAGCAAUGGAAGUCGAUGAGCAGGCAGUCGUACCAGAACCGGAAUUGCGUCAGCUUUGGAGUCAACUGUUCCGUGUGAUGGACGAUUGCCACGAGGGUACUCGCUUGGCUGCGGAAGGAACUGCGAAUGCACUGAGUAAAGUGUGCGUCGCCGCUUCAUCGAGUGAUCAUGGUAAAUCGGGACUAAACGUGGCCAGUUCGAUUAUUCCAUUGUUUCUGGAGACGGGCGUAACCCACACGGUGCCCGAAAUACGGCGCUUAAGCAUUCGUACGCUCUCGGAGUUGAUCGAUUCAGCGGGUGCAUUGAUUAUGCCGCAUUUGACAAGCCUGGUACCGUGUCUGUUGCAAGCGACCGGAGAGCUAGACUCCACCAAACUUACCUACCUUUCAACGAUGGUUUCGGGUCAGGCAAGCAGUGGAACACAGGAAGCGAUUGAUUCGCUGCGUGCAGAAGCCGCCAAGCAACAUUAUACGAUGGAGACGUUGACCAAGUGUAUCCGGCAUAUCGAUUACCCGUGCCUGGAACGUAUGACUCCGGCUGUGCUCGAUGUGCUAAAGACGAGUGUCAAUCUGGGUUCGAAGGUGGCCUGUGCACACUUCAUCUGCUUGGUGUGUAUUCAUCUCGGAGCUGAGAUGCAACCGCUCUCGAGCAAGUACUUGGGCGCUUGCUUCGGUGGACUCUCGGAUCGUAAUGCUACCGUGCGCAAGUAUUAUGCAUCAGCGAUUGGCCAUUUGAUCGGAACGGCCAAGGAGCAAUCGAUUGUUCGGUUGUUUGGGAAGCUGCAGGAACUAUACUUUGAACAGCAAUCGAUCCGCUCGAAGGCCGUUCCACAGACAAUACAGGCGAUCAAUAAGCGCCACCAGGAGGUACUGAAAGACUACAGUGGCCACGUGUUACCACUGGUGUUCUUUGCCAUGCACGAGGAACAGACGGAGGAAAACAAAUCGACAGUGGAGUUGUGGCAAGAGCUGUGGAACGAAAUCAAUACUGGUGAUGCUGGUUUGCGGUUGAAUAUGGAGGCAAUUGUUACAAUCCUAGAGACCAAUCUGAACAACGCGUCCUGGGUUUUGAAGGCACAAGCGGGUGCCGCGACUGCUACACUAGCAUCCAAAAUACGCUCUCAUCUGGACGAUUCGGUGCGACUGCGAUUGAUCGAUUUGAUUCUAAACAAUGUAACUGGCCGCACGUUCCAGGGAAAGGAGCGGUUACUUCAAGCGUUGGCCAGUCUGUGCAAGAUGCUGGAUCAAACCGCGACCAAUCAUGCGCAGCGCAUUGUGGAUGCGGUGAUGAAGGAGUGUCGCAAGGAGGAACCAGUCUACCGAACGCAUGCUCUGCGCUCGCUAGGCAACAUAUUGGACGAGCUAAAGGUGGACCGGUUCGAAGAGCUCUAUAACAUGGUAUGGCAUUUGCUUGACAAUCAGCAGCAACAGCAGCAGGAUUCUGCCAAUGAAAAAAGUGGUUCCUCAUCCUCGUCCAGUGGAGCCACAUCGUCUAGUGGUAACGAUGGAUCGGCUGCAGAGUUCGUUACAUCGGAGGAACGAAAUAAGCAAAUGGUAAUCUCCGUGCAGCUUAAAGAAACCGUCUGUGAGACACUUGGCAAAGCGUGGCCAGAAAAUUCGAUCGAAACGCAACGACGCUUUCAACAGAUGUUCGUUGAGAAGUGCGUCCAGUGCUUAAAGCUGAACACUCGACCAGUGCAGAUGUGUCUGUUGCAAUCGUUGGGACGCUUUCUGGAGCGUUUGCAUCUGUUGCGAAAACCGGAAUCGGAUGAUAAUCGGGCGGAGAAAGACAAGACCACCGGAUCUCUGGAAGGAAAUAGAGAAAAGAAAGCGAAAGUCGAACUGGUGGAGGAUGGUGCUGCAGAGUCCUCGGGCGUACUGGAGCGUAUCUGCCGAAUCGUUCUCUCAGCAAUCGUUGAAGUGGCCGCCAUCCCACACACCGGACUCAAGAAGGAAGCACUCAAUAUCAUGCUGAUACUGGCUAACAAGCUGAAGGCCAAGGAGGUCGGCAAGGUGGACACGGAGUUAGCUCUGGUUCGGCAAACCUUCGAGCAAGUUAUGCAGCAAUUGCAAAAGGACACCGCACCGGAAGUGAAGUGUCGGCUGAAGGAUUUGGAAGAAAAAUUGAAAGAUGCGAUCGAGCUCACCAUCGAGGAUGUAACCACCAACCUUACCGCUUAUGAAUGGCGUACGCGAAUUGCUUGCUGUCUCGCGGUACGCGAUCUGAUCAAGCGAUCGGCUGGCCUGAAGCUUCGGUCCGAUACUAGGAAAAGUUCGAAGCCCAAAGAUGAAGCCGCCGGUCAGAAAUCAGAGUCAGUGAAAGAAGAUGAUGCUAAAGCAAUGGAAGUCGAUGAGCAGGCAGUCGUACCAGAACCGGAAUUGCGUCAGCUUUGGAGUCAACUGUUCCGUGUGAUGGACGAUUGCCACGAGGGUACUCGCUUGGCUGCGGAAGGAACUGCGAAUGCACUGAGUAAAGUGUGCGUCGCCGCUUCAUCGAGUGAUCAUGGUAAAUCGGGACUAAACGUGGCCAGUUCGAUUAUUCCAUUGUUUCUGGAGACGGGCGUAACCCACACGGUGCCCGAAAUACGGCGCUUAAGCAUUCGUACGCUCUCGGAGUUGAUCGAUUCAGCGGGUGCAUUGAUUAUGCCGCAUUUGACAAGCCUGGUACCGUGUCUGUUGCAAGCGACCGGAGAGCUAGACUCCACCAAACUUACCUACCUUUCAACGAUGGUUUCGGGUCAGGCAAGCAGUGGAACACAGGAAGCGAUUGAUUCGCUGCGUGCAGAAGCCGCCAAGCAACAUUAUACGAUGGAGACGUUGACCAAGUGUAUCCGGCAUAUCGAUUACCCGUGCCUGGAACGUAUGACUCCGGCUGUGCUCGAUGUGCUAAAGACGAGUGUCAAUCUGGGUUCGAAGGUGGCCUGUGCACACUUCAUCUGCUUGGUGUGUAUUCAUCUCGGAGCUGAGAUGCAACCGCUCUCGAGCAAGUACUUGGGCGCUUGCUUCGGUGGACUCUCGGAUCGUAAUGCUACCGUGCGCAAGUAUUAUGCAUCAGCGAUUGGCCAUUUGAUCGGAACGGCCAAGGAGCAAUCGAUUGUUCGGUUGUUUGGGAAGCUGCAGGAACUAUACUUUGAACAGCAAUCGAUCCGCUCGAAGGCCGUUCCACAGACAAUACAGGCGAUCAAUAAGCGCCACCAGGAGGUACUGAAAGACUACAGUGGCCACGUGUUACCACUGGUGUUCUUUGCCAUGCACGAGGAACAGACGGAGGAAAACAAAUCGACAGUGGAGUUGUGGCAAGAGCUGUGGAACGAAAUCAAUACUGGUGAUGCUGGUUUGCGGUUGAAUAUGGAGGCAAUUGUUACAAUCCUAGAGACCAAUCUGAACAACGCGUCCUGGGUUUUGAAGGCACAAGCGGGUGCCGCGACUGCUACACUAGCAUCCAAAAUACGCUCUCAUCUGGACGAUUCGGUGCGACUGCGAUUGAUCGAUUUGAUUCUAAACAAUGUAACUGGCCGCACGUUCCAGGGAAAGGAGCGGUUACUUCAAGCGUUGGCCAGUCUGUGCAAGAUGCUGGAUCAAACCGCGACCAAUCAUGCGCAGCGCAUUGUGGAUGCGGUGAUGAAGGAGUGUCGCAAGGAGGAACCAGUCUACCGAACGCAUGCUCUGCGCUCGCUAGGCAACAUAUUGGACGAGCUAAAGGUGGACCGGUUCGAAGAGCUCUAUAACAUGGUAUGGCAUUUGCUUGACAAUCAGCAGCAACAGCAGCAGGAUUCUGCCAAUGAAAAAAGUGGUUCCUCAUCCUCGUCCAGUGGAGCCACAUCGUCUAGUGGUAACGAUGGAUCGGCUGCAGAGUUCGUUACAUCGGAGGAACGAAAUAAGCAAAUGGUAAUCUCCGUGCAGCUUAAAGAAACCGUCUGUGAGACACUUGGCAAAGCGUGGCCAGAAAAUUCGAUCGAAACGCAACGACGCUUUCAACAGAUGUUCGUUGAGAAGUGCGUCCAGUGCUUAAAGCUGAACACUCGACCAGUGCAGAUGUGUCUGUUGCAAUCGUUGGGACGCUUUCUGGAGCGUUUGCAUCUGUUGCGAAAACCGGAAUCGGAUGAUAAUCGGGCGGAGAAAGACAAGACCACCGGAUCUCUGGAAGGAAAUAGAGAAAAGAAAGCGAAAGUCGAACUGGUGGAGGAUGGUGCUGCAGAGUCCUCGGGCGUACUGGAGCGUAUCUGCCGAAUCGUUCUCUCAGCAAUCGUUGAAGUGGCCGCCAUCCCACACACCGGACUCAAGAAGGAAGCACUCAAUAUCAUGCUGAUACUGGCUAACAAGCUGAAGGCCAAGGAGGUCGGCAAGGUGGACACGGAGUUAGCUCUGGUUCGGCAAACCUUCGAGCAAGUUAUGCAGCAAUUGCAAAAGGACACCGCACCGGAAGUGAAGUGUCGGCUGAAGGAUUUGGAAGAAAAAUUGAAGUAAACUGUGGUGGCUACGACGACUUGCAGAAGAUUACUUAUACCCCUCUCGUACGUACAUUAGCGUGUGAAAAUGUCUUCUUUCCGGGCGAUGUUGAGCAGUACCGGCCGUUUGGGGUGGAGGGAGUGUGCGAUUGUGAAGAUUCUCACCAUUACAAAACAUAAAAAGAAACGAAAGACUUACUUUGGAACUGUA